UCCUCGAGAGCGUGUGUAGGUCACCCUGAUUCGCGAUAUCAUCCCUUGACAUCCGUUUCGGCCCUUCUGUCCGGCUGUAACAACCCCGAGAAAACCACCACCGAUCUUCCUUCUACUCCCGUUUAUCGUGUGUACACGUAAAUGCAGAGGGGGGUUGGAGAAGCACGUCUGCGCGAUGCGCGUCGAGAGAGGAACGAAGCCUCUUUCACGGCCGGUCCGACGUGCUUUUCCACCCUCGACGACAGUCCUGCCGCACCACCGAAACGUGCAACACAAUCAGUACAUUUUUGUGGUCCAUACUGAACUUUCCAGUCGGUGGUUAGGAGGUCGAAUCCUGCUGCAACCAUUAUUUCUUCUAAUUAAACAGCUGAAUCAACAACUUUCUUUAAGCAUGACAGCGAUCUGUUUCGUGUGUAAUCUACCGAUCCUGAGCCACCAGGUCGGCCUGGUGUGGCAAGGUGGAAAUGGAUGGGACGAUCUUAUGCGGGAACAGGUCGAGGAAUCCACCUUGAAACAACGUCUUGGAACCGGAAGACGCGAUUCGGCGACACAGAUCACUUCCAUAUCCCCGCCAAACGAGCCGCAAGAACCUGCGACCAAUCAACGUCGAAAUAAGCUGUAUCGUCGUGAAACAUUGGGAGAUAUAGCGAAAUCUUUUCCGUGGUCCAGACAAACGACCACGGAUGCGAGCCAUCUUGAGAGAUUGCGCAAGAGAAGGGAGAGCUCGGUGGACAGUGGGAUCAGAAGCCAGUCGUCCACGAAAUCGAGAAAAGAUUCAACGAUCACCGAGCUGAAAAAUGAUUUUGCCAGAUUAUGGGGAAAGAAGGAGACGCCUCAGCCGCAACCACCCCCUACGGUUAUUUCGCCCACCUAUAGAGGCUUCAGAGAGACCGAUUCGAGAGGAUCUCGACGCGGAUCAGGGGAGAGUGGAAGGGCGAAAAAUCAAGGGGAACGGAAGCAUAAUUGCCGUCACCACAGGCGCAGGCAAUCGCAGCAAUCGCAGCAAUCAAUGGACAGUGGUAGCGGCGUGAUGCCCAUGAAAUAUUACAGAAGCGAUCAAAGACCGAGCGCUUCGAGCACGGAUAGCGCGGCCAGCAAUGCUGUCAGAGAGCAUUUGGAAGCGCGUAAUUCCAUGGACAAAGGCGAACGAUCGAGUAGCAUCGAGGGUAAAACAUCCGUUACAACAAGUAGCGAAUCAAAAACGUCCACCACGACUACCACCACAACUGUGUCGUCGACGACUACCGCGGUGACCACGUCGACCACAGUGACGAUGGACGUCGUCGACAGUAAAAAUUUAACCCUCGAGUCGUCCAUCACUACCCCUACCAUCGUGAUGUCAUCAGUGACGCCACCAAGCGUCUCUCCAACGGUGGGUAGCAGCCUUCCUCUUCCAGGAACCUCGACUUCCGGUAGCUCCAGUCCCGUUGGCUCGCCAAACGUCAACACACCGACCCACCCAUUGAUUAGCACUAGAAGAGACUCGACUACUCAGUGUUAUCAGAAGGGAAAGGAAGUAUCACCGAACAAGUUGUCGAGAUUGAUACGACAAUCGGCAGCCAUAGAUGAGUCGAUGCCACCAGCACGGCGACGAGGAAGUCAGCCGACGUUGUCACCGGAUACUGACGAAGGAGGACGAAGAGCUCGAAAAGAUUCGUUGAGCCCCGAUUCCGCUUCAUACCCGCGGCGCCGUGAUUCGAAGAGCCAUCUGAGUCCAGAAAGAGCAGUCGAUAAAAGAGACAUCAGUCCUAUCAGGGAGAGAUCUCAGCUGACGCGACAGUCAAUGUCGAUGGCAGGACGGUCGCCACCAAGAUCACCGGAUAGUUCUUCUUGUUCGUCAAGGGAUCCAAGUCCAUGUGCUCGUGCUCCAGGGACUAUACCUCAUGCUCCUAUAGGAAGAAGACAAUCGACCACGGACGAGAUAUUUAUUGCUCGUGGAUUUAGACGACAGAGCACCACGGAAGAAACAAUAAGAUGUCGAAAUUUUCGAAGACAAAGUUCUCAAAGUGAAAAACUGGUUCAGAGAUAUCAAGGACGAAGAGACAGUUCCACACAAAUCACCGAUGGAACAUUCGCUACCAUGUCUGUCGAGAUAUCGAACACGUUUUUCGAUAGCAGCACUCAGACUGAACCAUCACCACUGUACGACAACAAUCACUAUCAUGAGGAAUGUUUAAAAUGUAACAGCUGCGGCUUGAAUCUCACAGGACCCAAUCAGAAACGGGCUAGACGGUUCAAGAACCAAAUACUUUGCGAUCUUCACUUCGCUGACGUGGCGCUGAUGGAGUGCUCGGACUUCAUGCAGCAGUUGCGCAGCUUCAAACCACAAAGUUUAGGCUGCGCAGUUGCCCGAAGGAAGUCAUCGACCACCUUAAUCUUCCCCUUACCACCGCAAGCUUGUUCAGAUGAAUUCUGCAACGAGUUCCCUCACAACCUGAUACCUACACCUGGCUACUGGAUCGAGUGCUCCAGACAGCAGAUCACCUCUGACACGAUCUGGGAUGAGAGCGAGAGCGGAGAGGCGACCGACACAGAAUUGGCCGAGGUCCAGCAAGAGUCUGACACCGACGAAGUGCCCAGAAAGAAGACCACCAUCGAGGAGCAAUGGGAGAAGAACCAAGGAUUCGAGUUGACCUCGGUCGAACAAGAAACAUACGAGAAAUAUUUCUAUGGAACUGAGCAUUGGAAUUAUUUCACCAACGACGACGACCUUGGCCCCGUGAUACUUAGCAUCAAGCAGGAAACGUUGAAUAGUCGGGAUCAGUUCAGAAUUCUCGUCAGGGCUAUCAGUUACACUGUGCACGGACUGAUUCCCGCGAGUUGUGUAUUUGCUGACAGGUACAAUCGAGAGGAAGUGGUGCGUAGUUUAGGCAAAGAGGUGAACGUGAAUCCACCGUUAACGUUGGGCCAAUUACCUGACACCCAGGACGAGCUUCUGAAGCUGGAUCAGGUGUUCAUAAAAUCGGAACUGAAAGUCGGGGUUCUUUACGUUCAAGAGAAUCAAUGCACGGAAGAAGAGAUAUUGGAUAACCACGAGAAUUCACCAUUGUUCGACGAGUUCCUGCAGAUUCUCGGCGAUAAAAUUCGUCUGAAGGGUUUCGACAAGUACAAGGGUGGAUUGGAUACGAUUCACGAUCUGACCGGAUUGUACUCGGUCUACACCAAUUGGCGAGGGAUCGAGAUCAUGUACCACGUGUCCACCUUUCUCCCCAAUGAGAAACACGACGUACAGAGGGUGCAAAAGAAACGACACAUAGGAAACGAUAUAGUGUGCGUCGUGUUCUUGGAGGCUGACAAGACGUCGUUUAAUCCAGCUUGUAUGAAAUCGCAUUUCCUCUACACGUUUAUUCUGGUUCGAGUCAGUCCACGGAUAAAAAGGAAGGUUACCAGAUACGAAGUAUCCGUCGCUACGAGGGACGAAGUUGGAGCAUACAAACCUUAUCUUUGGGAACAAAAUGUGUUUAAAAAGGGUCCCAUGUUUCGUGAGUGGUUAUUGACAAAGAUUGUCAACGGGGAGAGAGCGAGUUAUUCCGCGCCAAAAUUCGCAAAGAUGCAAGAGAGAACGAGGACUCAAAUGUUGGAAGACAUUGUAGCUAACUUGGCCAAUCACGCAGAAACUGGCCAAAUUCCAAAACCGUACAGGUGAGUAAAAAAAUUUUUGGAUUCCGUCAGGGAUCAAUUCGAGGAUCCAGACCAACUUGCCAAGGACUUCACUAAAGUGUUCUUGAACGAUCAAGAGAAUGCCACGUUAAAUACGAAUCUGUUCGACAUUUCGUUCUUGGUGCAUGGUCCACAGAAGCAGAAAGUUCGAUUCUUCGGCGUUAGAGCGAUUUUGGCGGUCAGAAGCAGAGUCUUCCAAGAAAUGUUAUAUGGAAUUCAAGCUGGUUUUGGAAGUCCACAAGUACCGGUUGCCGAAUUACUUGCUAGGCCAGUGCCCACAUUAUUCAGUCCACAGAAACCAAGAAGUUCAAACUUUCUUCAGGUUCCUGACGUGGAAAGUCCAAGACCUAAAAGCGUGCCCUCGUCACCAAUGAUGAAGCGGGCAUUCUCGAGGCUCGGCACAAUCACUGCUGGCUGGGGAAGGAGCAUCAAGAAACACGGGAGCGGAAACACUUUGCAAUCCGAGGAUCGAAAACGUUGGGCUAGUUCACAGGAUUGCAGCAAUAAAGAGGCGAAGGAAAAGGAGAAAGCUGCACAACAAUUAGCGGUGCCAAGGCUAAGUGUUUGUGCAGAUGCGCAAAAAGUUGACAGAGCGAAAUUGGCACAGACAGAGGUAAAUUUGAUAAACAAUAAUAAACUAAUGUAAAUAUUGGUAAAUCUGUAAC
Messenger RNA from Apis dorsata (giant honeybee), 4325 nucleotides. RefSeq lists its product as uncharacterized. Gene Ontology annotation, cellular component: cytoplasm. The record is from RefSeq and is a predicted model, not a curated record. Lineage: Eukaryota; Metazoa; Arthropoda; Insecta; Hymenoptera; Apidae. Gene Ontology annotation, molecular function: GTPase activator activity. Gene Ontology annotation, biological process: activation of GTPase activity; regulation of small GTPase mediated signal transduction. The transcript is spliced from 22 exons.